ACUGCCUCUCACUAGAAAGCUCAGCCAAAAGCCAACUGAACACUAUACGACACCAUCAGUAGCACCAUAGCAUUCAGCCCGCGAAGUGUCUAAAGUGGCAAGUAAACAACAUGGAUUAUCAGCCCCACCCCACUGUCGUUCCGCAUCGCGGUUUCAACCCUGCAGAAGACGCUGAGAUUUUACGCGGCGCUAUGAAGGGAUUCGGUACUGACGAACAAACCAUAAUCGAUAUCCUCACAGCGCGCACUAACAACCAACGCCAAGUUAUCAAGCAGUCGUUCGAACAACAAUAUGAGAGGGAUCUGAUCGAUGACCUCAAAAGUGAAUUGGGUGGCAAUUUCGAAGAUGUGAUAGUGGCUUUGAUGUUACCUCCCGAUGAAUACUUGUGCAAACAAUUGCAUAAAGCCAUGGAGGGAAUGGGAACAAAUGAGUCUACUCUCAUUGAAAUUCUCUGCACCAAAUCUAAUGAGGAAGUCCAGAGAUUAGUCGGUUGCUAUGAGGCUAUGUACGACCGGCCCUUGGCUGAACAUUUGUGCAGCGAAACGUCUGGCCACUUUCGCCGAUUGCUGACCCUAAUUAUAACUGGCGUGAGAGAUGCAGCCGGAACCGUUGACCCAAAUGCGGCUCGAGAAGAUGCAGCUGCCCUUUACAACGCCGGAGAAGCGAAACUGGGAACCGAUGAAGCAGUCUUCAACCGAAUCUUUGCCCAUUCGAGUUUUGCUCAAUUGCGUCUGAUCUUUGAGGAAUACAAGCAAUUAACUGGAAUGACAAUAGAGCAAGCGAUAAAACAUGAGAUGGACGAUUCGCUGCACGAUGCUAUGAUAGCAAUUGUGGAAUGUGUACAGUCCCCCGCUGCUUUCUUUGCCAAGCGAUUGAACGAUGCCAUGGAUGGUAUGGGUACAGAUGAUUCAACGCUGAUUCGAAUUGUUGUUAGUCGAUCAGAAAUUGAUUUGGGCACAAUAAAAGCGGAAUAUGAGCGAAUCUAUGAUAAAACACUAUUUAGUGCUAUUACGAAUGAGACAUCUGGAGAUUAUAAGCGAGCCCUUUGUGCCUUAAUUGGUGGUGCCUGAGAGCCCUAUCAAGAGAGGAGUCAAUUUGUUAAUUCUCAUAAAUUUUCACCGUUUUUAUAUCCAUUACCUCAGUUCAAAUACUUAAAAUUGCAAAGAUUCGUUUGUUUAGUAUUAAUCUCAAUAGUGUGUAUACUAUGUUGAACAUUGUUUUAUUAAAAAGAAGGAAAACAUCACAAA
This is a messenger RNA of Hermetia illucens (black soldier fly), 1247 nucleotides long. Its product is annotated as annexin B10-like. The record is from RefSeq and is a predicted model, not a curated record. Lineage: Eukaryota; Metazoa; Arthropoda; Insecta; Diptera; Stratiomyidae. Gene Ontology annotation, cellular component: cytoplasm. The transcript has 4 exons. Gene Ontology annotation, molecular function: calcium-dependent phospholipid binding; calcium ion binding. Bases 111 to 1070 code for a protein of 319 amino acids.